Molecule: messenger RNA, 1560 nt
Organism: Sclerotinia borealis F-4128
Lineage: Eukaryota; Fungi; Ascomycota; Leotiomycetes; Helotiales; Sclerotiniaceae
Source: the annotation of a GenBank genome assembly
AUGUCUACUUCUGCAGAUAUCUAUACAAAUGGAGAUAGUCAUGAUCAUAUCCUACGUCCCAGACCCGGAAAUACCCUUAAUCCAGCAAUUAUUCGAACAAUAAGUGAAGAGGGGUUAUUACCUGUCAAUGGUACCAAAGACAUCUCCGAGGAUGGUAUUUUCAUUGGUCCCGCCAGUGGACGUACAACACCUAUUCCUGAAGAUGCACCUCCCUCCGUUCAAUCGAUGUUCUCUGCGAAGAGACAAAUCAAAGCAGAGCAAAAACGUCGUAUUUUCCCCAUAAUCGAAUAUACCUCACGAGUCUCGCACUUGGAUCCUCACAGCGAUCAUCAUGACUUUCAAGGAUUUUAUGUUUUAUUCUGGAUUGGUCUUGCCAUUAUGGCUAUCACAACAAUGUUGCGAAAUAUCAAAGAUACAGGAUAUCCUAUGAGGGUGGAAAUUUGGCAGCUAUUCACAGUUAAGGUUUGGGAACUCGGGGUUGCAGAUGGGCUAAUGGUUGUAUCUACAUCGAUCAGUCUUCCUCUACAUAAGUUCUUCAGAAGUAAAACAGGGAAAAUAUUGGGAUUUCAAUGGACCAAAGGCGGUAUGGCUAUACAAAGUUUAUACCAAAUUGUUUGGAUGGCAUUCUGGGUUUCUAUACCAUUCUAUCGAGACUGGACAUGGACAGCUCAGGUUUUUCUUUUACUUCAUACCAUGGUCCUACUCAUGAAGAUGCAUUCAUAUGCAUUUUACAAUGGUCACCUCAGCGAAACUGAACGACGAUUACGAGAGCUCGACUCCCCAGCAACGGCUUCAAAAGCUCCGGCAUAUCAAUAUCCAAGUCCAAGUCCAGGUCACAAACGAACAGCGUCAGAAAUCAGAGCUCUCACACAAACCAAAGCUGACGAAGUUGCAAGUCUUAGGGAAGAUCUAGCUCUCGAAUUGACGUCAACAAUGGGCUCGGUCACCUAUCCUCGAAACCUCACGUGGUAUAAUUAUGUCGAUUAUAUAUUUUGUCCCACUCUCUGUUAUGAGCUCGAAUAUCCUCGUACGGCCGGUAUAGUCUGGUCGGAGUUAGGUUACAAGACUCUUGCUACAUUUGGUGUUAUUUUCUUACUCACUAUCACAUCCGAAGAAUUCAUCCACCCCGUUAUGACAGCAUCGGCUACUAGACUUCAAACUGCAACCUCAUUUUCCGAAAAUGUCCUCGUCGUUGCCGAAUCAAUCAGUUUCCUUCUCUUUCCAUUCAUGAUAACUUUCCUUCUCGUAUUCCUUGUGAUAUUUGAAUUCAUCCUCGGUGCUUUUGCUGAGAUAACAUGUUUCGGAGAUCGUCACUUCUACGACGAUUGGUGGAACAGUACCGACUGGAUGCAAUUCUCCCGCGAAUGGAAUAUUCCCGUCCAUCACUUCUUUCACCGACACGUAUACCUCGGCUCCCGCUCAUACAUUGGGAAAGGAGGAGCCACAUUCAUAACAUUCUUCAUUAGCGCCAUUGGUCAUGAAAUAGUCAUGGCAUGUAUCACCAAGAAAAUUAGAGGCUAUGGAAUGACCGUGGGCGAGAGGAAGGAAGGUGUUGAAUAA